AUGGUUCUCAAUCAAUGGGUCGUUGUUUCAGUCUUAUCUGUCCUCCAUGGACAUGCUCUGGCAUUUCCACGACCUGAAUAUAUUCCACCGUCUCCUGGUGGCGGCUCUUGCAUCUCGGAUGGAGACCAUGGGGACUGCUCAUCGCUCUGCACUACCACCUCGUCGUGGACGGGCAUUGCGACCUCUGUCUCAGACUUCGGCGCCUUCAAGAGUUCCCUUGAUGCUAAGUAUGGCACGGAGCCUUCCUCUGGAGACCGUAUCCCCGUCCACACUACUGCCUUCUCCUUCCCCGGAGCUGGAUACAUCACUGCGUAUGGCUAUUACGACUCAAAAGCCCUCUCUUCAGCCGGAUACAAGAUAAUCUCUGGCGUGACCACCAUCACAGGGUCCUGUGAGCCAACAGCAACCCUUCCACCCUCCCCCACUGGCUCAGCAUGCGAACCCCAUGGUGACCAUUGGCACUGCGAGCCACUUCCAACACGCACCGCCGAGCCCGAGCCCACAUGUGAGCCUCAUGGCGACCACUGGCACUGUCCUCCUGGUGUUCCUGAGCCCACAACGCCGCCACCAAGCGAACCAUCUAUCCCGGCAACUACAGGCACUUGCGAGCCUCAUGGCGACCACUGGCAUUGCCCCCCUGGUGUACCUGAGCCCACUACGCCACCAGGCCACCCACCGCGCGACAACACUCCCGGAGACGAUGAAUGCGAACCCCAUGGAGACCACUGGCAUUGCCCGCCCGGUGUCCCAGAACCAACAACCCCUCCACCCGCAUCACAGCCUACCAACAGCGCUCCUGCUGGAGAAUGUGAGCCUCAUGGCGACCAUUGGCACUGUCCUCCCGGUGUUCCAGAGCCCACUACUCCUCCACCUGCAUCACAGCCUACCAACAGCGCUCCUGCUGGCGAAUGCGAACCCCAUGGAGACCACUGGCAUUGCCCGCCUGGUGUCCCAGAGCCCACUACUCCUCCACCCGCAUCACAGCCUACCAACAGCGCUCCUGCUGGAGAAUGUGAGCCUCACGGAGAUCAUUGGCACUGUCCCCCCGGCGUCCCAGAGCCAACCACCCCACCACCCAGCUCUCCAUCGCAGACCAACGGCCCCCCAGCAGACGAAUGCGAACCGCACGGCGACCACUGGCAUUGCCCACCCGGUGUGCCAGAGCCCACUACUCCUCCACCUGCAUCACAGCCUACCAACAGCGCUCCUGCUGGAGAAUGUGAGCCUCAUGGUGAUCAUUGGCACUGUCCUCCCGGUGUUCCAGAGCCCACUACUCCUCCACCUGCAUCACAGCCUACCAACAGCGCUCCUGCUGGCGAAUGCGAACCUCACGGUGACCACUGGCACUGUCCCCCCGGCGUCCCCGAACCCACCACUCCACCCCCGGCAACCUCUCCAUCCCCCACUAAUCCUGUAUUCGAUGGCGCCGGCUCGAAGAACGGGCUCUAUAAUAUCCUUCAAACGGCCGUCCUGGCCGGUUUGGUCGUCGGAUGGGGUCUACUGUAA
Molecule: messenger RNA, 1506 nt
Organism: Coccidioides immitis RS
Lineage: Eukaryota; Fungi; Ascomycota; Eurotiomycetes; Onygenales; Onygenaceae
Exons: 3
Coding region: 1-1506 (501 amino acids)
Source: RefSeq, a predicted model, not a curated record